AUGAGUUAUCUAAGUUUGGCUGCAUUUGCCGCAGUUACCUUCGUUGUAGCUUUCCUGGUCAAGCAACUUGUCUGGCACCCACUGGCGGCGUACCCAGGUCCGCUGCUGGGAAGAUGCACCAAUCUUUAUGCCGCGUAUCACGCAUGGAGGGGAACGCUUCAUGUUGACAUGUACAGAUGUCAUCAGAAAUACGGCCCCGUUGUCCGCUAUUCGCCGUCUCGCCUACUUAUCAACAGCAGCACGGCUGCCCGGGAAAUCAGCUCCCAUGGCGCAAAUGUCAUCAAAUCAAAGGCCUAUCAGGCUCUUGUUCACAGUGCCCCGAACACCUUGACAAUUCGCAACAGAGAGGAUCAUGCACGCAGACGCCGUAUCCUGAGUCUUGCAUUCUCUGAUGCACAAUUGCGCGCCUAUGAAGCUAUCCUCCUCCGUCACAUAGAGACACUUUGUCUCAAUCUUUCUGACAAUGCAAAGUCUCAGGCAUCGAGCUCUGGGUCUGAGGCACUGGACAUGUCUCACCAGUGUGACUACUUCACCUUCGAUAUCAUGUCAGAGGUCAUCUUUGGUAUGAAAUACAACGCCCUCAGAGAGCCAAAGUACCGCUUUGUUAUGUCAGCCUUGGAGGCAUCCAACGUCCGCAUCAGUGCCUUGGUCCAAGCUUCGAGUCUUGCGCUUGGAAGGAUCGACAAGUAUCUAUUCGCCGAUUCCAUCAAGUCCAGGAACAAGUUUCUCGGGUUCCUUGGUUCUCUCCUGAAAAGCAGGGCAAAGGCUUCAUUCUCUGACAAUGGCAAUGUCUUCUCAUACCUUGAAACUGCCAAGGACCCGGACGGCGAGUCAACACUCAGCAAGUCUGAGAUACGAGCAGAAUCAGCCACACUAGUGGUUGCCGGAUCGGACACGUCAUCGACGACACUGGCAGCUACCUUGUUCUACCUCAGUGGAAAUGCCAGGGCAUAUGCCAGGCUGUGUCAUGAGAUCAGAUCGACCUUUGACAGUGUAGAGGACAUUCGGAUCGGAGCCAAGCUAAGCUCAUGCAACUAUCUCAGAGCUUGUAUUGACGAGGCGCUGAGAAUGUCACCACCUGUAGGAGGUGCGCUUUGGAGAGAAGUCCGGCCAGGAGGUAUGACUAUUGGGUCUCUUUCCCUUCCAGAAGGCAUCGAUGUUGGUACUGGGAUCUACAGUCUGCAUCACCACGACGACUACUUCGAUUCUCCAUUUGAAUAUAAGCCUGAAAGAUGGGUUGUAGGCGAGGACGGAUCGACCAAAGAGUCAGAGUUGGCACGCACAGCAUUUUAUCCCUUUUCGAGUGGACCUCGCAGCUGCGUCGGAAAGGGAUUUGCGUAUCAUGAAAUCACGUUGACUUUGGCGCAUAUCCUUUACAGGUUCGAUUUCACCAGGUCUACGAAAGACCAGAAGUCGUUUGGCGGGUCAACUGGCAACGUGAAUGAGUUCCAGAUAUAG
Colletotrichum siamense is the source of this 1458-nucleotide messenger RNA. RefSeq names its product Cytochrome P450 monooxygenase apf8 (gene apf8). The transcript has 7 exons. NCBI's taxonomy places the organism in Eukaryota, Fungi, Ascomycota, Sordariomycetes, Glomerellales, Glomerellaceae. Bases 1 to 1458 code for a protein of 485 amino acids. Gene Ontology annotation, molecular function: iron ion binding; monooxygenase activity; heme binding. The record is from RefSeq and is a predicted model, not a curated record.